AUAAUAAUAACAAUACCGAAUAUGUAACAUGUACAUUACUUAUGAUAUAGUCCAGGAGCGCUUAUAACGUUAAGAAAUCGCUAUUAGCGAUUAAAAUUUUACAAAGCUAUAAGUUAAUUUUUUAAGCGAUCCGUGAAGAAGUCAAUUCUCAAUUAUCUCACCCCAUACGAUAUCUCAUUACAUCGGUAUCGAAUGAAAAAACAGGAAUGUUAACGGAACGUAAAGAUGUCAUAUCAAUGAAAUUAAUACGCGAUGUUAUAAAGCGACUGCUAUGCUACGCAAGCAAAUCAACAUCAAAUUUAUGUAUGUACGUACUACAUGUAUGUAUGUACACGCGAGAAUACAAAUGCUUUCUCAUCCGAAGUUGUAUCCCCGUGUGUACGAAAGGAAAACAACAAUGUCGUUUAUAUAAGCCAUAACAAUCAAUAAAAAGAAACAAACUGAAUAUAUCUAUCUUCUGAAAAAAAGGACUAUCGCGUUUCGGAUGAGAUGUCGAGUUGGCCAUGGAAAUAAGUUUGUUUAACAGUUUGACAAGGUAUACCUGAAAUAAUUUCUAUAAAAAAUCAUGACAACCGACGAUAUAUCGACUCACGACAUUGUACAAAUUCUCGAAAAGAAUGUGAACAUUCUCAAGUCGGAAGGUCACGGUCCAGACGUAGCUCUUGAAUUUCAUGACAAGUUCGAGUUGUUUCGUAAACUGUUGUGCAAUUUUACAGAUAAACUCCAGUCGUUAUUAUAUUUAUCUGAGAACUACACCUCCACGAGCGACUUUAAGCAAUUUAUAAACAGGAUUGUUGGUUCAUGGAACUCUAUUAAUGAGCAGGUCUGUAAAAAAUGUUCCAAGAUACAAGUGGGUAGUCGUACACUAUCGGGAAUACCGUUAUCAUUGCUCCUUGAAAAGAUAAAAAGAGAGAAAUCUUUAACAAGGGAGUUGUUGCACACCCAUGAGACCAAAUACAGUCGUGAAUAUCUCGCGAAAUGUUAUGUUUUGUUAAAUGAAACUGAAAAUUUAUUAUGUAAUCUCGAAAAAUCUGAUGAUAAGUUACGACAAUAUAUAGCUAUACUGAAGUUGAAUCCAUUCCUUGUUAAACUAGAAUCUGAUGUAGACACAUAUGUCUCAAAUAUUAACAUAUCACCAAUCGACAAAUCUAAAUGUCCAAAACUGGAUGUUUUUCCAAUUGUCGCAAAACUUCUCACCGGUGAGUUACUUGAUGACGAACCUAUAGACCCGUGUUGCGUUUUAGCAGAUAAUGUGCCUAGGAAACCAGUUUUCAUUAUUAAAAUAAAACACAAAAUGGAUCCAUCAAUGAUAGCCGAGGAAACAAUAUAAAUAUAUGAAGUUACA
This is a messenger RNA of Trachymyrmex cornetzi, 1345 nucleotides long. RefSeq lists its product as uncharacterized. The record is from RefSeq and is a predicted model, not a curated record. The transcript is spliced from 4 exons. The coding region runs from base 566 to 1330 and encodes 254 amino acids. NCBI's taxonomy places the organism in Eukaryota, Metazoa, Arthropoda, Insecta, Hymenoptera, Formicidae.